UUCAGCUCCAAAAACCAAAAUUAUUCAGGACAAAAUGUUUUUAAAGAUUGCUUGUGUUCUAGUCUUCUUCACUUUGUACUUGCGGGAGGGAUUAUCAAAGGAUUAUGAAGCAAAUAUCGGCACGAAUAUUAAUUUACAGAGAGUAAAACGUCAAAGCAAACCAAUCAAAUCAAUGCUGAAGGUGACAGACUACCAUGUAAAGUGUUCAGUGGUAUCCCGCUAUGCUGUUACUACAGUUCAGAGUUCAGUGUUGAACCAGCUCCCCAUCAUUAAGGAGGCUGCCUUUGAGGUGGACCUGCCCUCCUCUGCUUUCAUCUCCAACUUCACCAUCACUUCCAACAGCAAGGUGUAUGUGGCCCAGGUGAAGGAAAGGGCUGCUGCCAGGAAAAUUUAUGACGCUGCUAAGAAGCAAGAAACAGCAGGACUUGUCGCUACCAAAGAGAGGGAAAUCGAGAAGUUCGUUUUGCAGUGAGGUGUGCCGUCAGGGGCUCGGAUGUCCUUUUUCCUGACCUACGAGGAGCUGUUACAACGUCGACUCGGCCGCUACGAGCUCAGUCUGGGCCUGAGACCUGGUCAGCUUGUACAGAACCUCACGUUAGAUGUCUGUAUAAGAGAGAGGACAGGCAUCAGUUUUCUUACGGUCCUCCCUCUUAAAGCCAGCCGAGCAGUCUCCAACACUUCAGCUCAAGCUAAUAUCGAUGCCCCUGCCUCCACUCAUGUCGAGCGGAGUGUUGACUGCACUCGAGUUCGCUACAGUCCAACUGUUGAUCAGCAGAAAAGCAUCUCUUCCAAUGGCCUUAAUGCAGACUUCACCAUUCACUAUGAUGUGGAGCUAAAAGACCUAAUGGGUGAUAUUGAGGUAUACGAUGGCUACUUUGUGCAUUACUUUGCACCUAGGGGACUUCCUGUGGUUCCUAAGGAUGUUAUAUUUGUCAUUGAUGUCAGCAGCUCAAUGAUAGGCAAUAAGAUAAAGCAGACAAAGCAAGCCAUGAGCACCAUCCUUGGGGACCUUAGAGAGGGAGACCACUAUAUUAUCACCUUCUCAGACAAGGUUCACACUUAGAGAGGCAGAACGGUGCGAGCAACUCGGCAGAAUGUAUGGGAAGCCAAAGAGUUUGUGAAGAGGAUGGUGGCAGAAGGAUGGACCAAUAUCAAUGCAGCUCUGCUCUCAGCUGCCCAGCUGGAUCCUCCAUCCUCUGGCCCUUCCAGACCCAUCUCAUUUCAUCGUGUCCCUCUGGUAAUUUUCCUCACUGAUGGUGAAGCAACCAUUGGAGUAACAUCUGGUGAUACUAUCCUUAGUAAUGCUAAGAAGGCUUUGGGCUCAGCCUCUCUGUUUGGCCUUGCCUUUGGAGAUGAUGCAGACUUUCUACUGCUCAAACGCCUGGCUCUGGAUAACCGAGGUGUAGCCAAGAUGGUGUAUGAAGAUGCAGAUGCAGCCUUGCAGCUCAAGGGCUUCUAUGAUGAAGUAGCUAGCCCUUUGUUAUCAGACAUCCAGCUGUCUUACCUGGAUGAUCAAGCAUUUGAUGUCACCCGUUCUUUUCCCAAACUACUUCCAGGGUCUGAGUUGGUUGUGGCUGGGAGGGUUAAGCCAGGGGUCAAAGAUUUAAAGGUGUCAGUCUCAGCUACUGAUUUAAAGCAGCGAAUGAAGUUGGAGAAUGAUGUGCUUAUUUCCCAAGGAAAUGAGAGCACAGAUUCACUAGACUGUUCAGGAGAUUUAGAAGGGUUAUCCAGCUUUGUUCAUCGCCUCUGGGCAUAUUUCACCAUCAAAGAGCUGCUACUCGCUAAAUUGAAUGCUACUGAUCCUGCAACUCAAAGGUUGCUGACAGAUAAAGCCAACCUCUCCCUCAAAUAUAACUUUGUUACUCCAGUCACUUCUUUAGUUGUCGUUAAACCAGAUGUAGAUGAAGCAACUCAAAGUCCAACCACUCCAAAGCCUACCAUAGCUGCCACUAUAACCACAACAGCAACGACUACAACUACAACCAAAACAUCAGGUGCUGGUGCCGCAAAGAAGCCUGGCUCACCGACUACUAAACAUAAUAAGUUGACUCCAAGCCUGCCUCAGCCACCUCCAAAUACCCUACAGCCUAACAAAAAAACAGUGGCUACAUCCAAGAAAGCAGCUACAACCUCAAGUCCCACCUCUGUCAAAACAGCCCCAGCACCAUCAUAUGGUAAAAAGCCCACUCCUUCCCACAAUGACUCUAAAUCUGCUUCUCCUCCUGUGCCUGGAAAGAUAACCACUUCCCUGCUUAAUGCUCUAAAAACAGCACCACCUCCUGCACCUGGAAAGGUCUCCGCCCCUCUGCCCAGUGCCAAGAAAACAAAUACUCCCACAACAACCACCACUGUGCUAACACUCACCACCAGUAAUUCAACACUGCUUAGUCCAGUCAGAAGUAACCCCGCACCCCUGCCCAGGAGACCUCUUGCCCUCCUACCCAGUACAGCACAGACUAUGGGGGCAGAGAACAGCAACACAUCUGCUCCAGAUGCUCACCAGCCUGAAAUCAAUACAUCCCUAACCCAGCUGUCGUCUAUACUAACCUCUCCCACCACGGCCCUGGCUCCAGCAGUGGAAAACAACGACACAAACUCAAAUGCUGACACAGACCUGAACAUUGCGACCCUAGUGUCAGCUACCUUUGCUCCCAUGCCUGGUGUAACAGAUGGGCCACAACUGUGGGAGGCAGCAGAGCUACUAGAUGUCUCUACUUCCAUUCAGAUUCAAAGAAAAGAUAUUGACCUCGUGAAAGACUACGAGGCAACCUAUGAAUAUGAUUACGACUAUGAUGCCUGGUAUGUUACUGAUACAUUUGAGCCUCAAGCUGGAUUGGGAGCCAUCAGGGUAUUCUCCUCAUCAGUUGAUGGAGAUCCUCAUUUUGUGGUCCAACUACCAAAGCUGCACCAGAACCUGUGUUUCACAGUAGAUGGCAGGGCUAAUGAUGUUCUCAGACUGCUGGAAGACCCGGAAAGAAAUAUCAUUGUGGAUGGCCACCUAAUGGGGGCUCCUUCCAAGGAUGGUGUAGAAGACCGCUUGCGAAACUACUUCGACCAGCUCACCAUCUCCUCGGCCACAGGCAGCUCUGGUGACAUCAUGAUCACUCUGUCACUGGACACUGUAGUGGUGGAAGGGGAAGGACGGGAUACCCUUCCCAUCAAUCAGCAGGGAUCGGUGACGAGGCAAGGUGUGACUGUUACUGUGGACAACCACCGGAGCUGCUGGAUCGAUCUGGCAAAAGGCGUGCAGUUCCUGGUCCUGUUCCAUCAUUAUAAACAUCCAAGCUACCUACAGCUGGCUCACCUAGGUUUUUACAUCACAGAUGGGCAAGGGCUUUCUGACUCCACCCAAGGCCUUCUGGGCCAGUUUCAGCACGCUGACAUUAAUAUAACAGUGGUGAAUGAGCACGUGGAUGAAGGUGUUCAUCGAGCUAAGGAGGAAAUUCUUGCCAGGGGGAUCCUGAAGUGGGGAUCAGAGCAGAUGCCAGUCACCUUGCAAGACAAGAAGCUGAAGGAUUCGGUGCAAAAAGUCCACCUAGGCAGGUGUUGGGUGGUGCCCAAGGCAGUGAUAGAGAAACUACUGGGCCAUUCUUAUGAGAGCUAUGUGGUGAAUCAUGUGUAAUUCUAGCUGAGUCAUCUCCACUGUCUUGUGUGUCUGCUGCACAGCUCACGUCACAGCAGUUAACACGGCAAGGUUAUCACAAAAGGAUGAACCAAAACUGGUUCAUCCUAGUUGCCUGAAUGAGAUUCUGGAAGGGUGGGACAGAUUACAGACUGCAGUGAAAAGUUUCAUACAAGUAAAUACAGCGAAGGGCUGAAUGGUGCCUCUGUCUCUUCUCCACCACUGAAUUUGAACCGGAUUCAAGCUCCGUGUUUUGUAUCCAUCACAGAGACACAAUGUACUCCUGGUUGCAUGGCAACUACAAAAUAUCCAAUAGUGCUGCAACAGUUUGCGCUUGCUCCAUAAUAUCAUGCACAACAACUCUGUUUACAAGUUAUUUAUCAGAUUAUUCUCAUAUUUCAUGUAUGAGUUUUUGAUAGUCAAAAGCGCUCUUUCAGCAUUACUUGUAACCAUAGUGUAAUUCAAUAAAUUAUAU
Archocentrus centrarchus (flier cichlid) is the source of this 4097-nucleotide messenger RNA. RefSeq names its product inter-alpha-trypsin inhibitor heavy chain family member 6 (gene itih6). NCBI's taxonomy places the organism in Eukaryota, Metazoa, Chordata, Actinopteri, Cichliformes, Cichlidae. The record is from RefSeq and is a predicted model, not a curated record. Gene Ontology annotation, molecular function: serine-type endopeptidase inhibitor activity. Gene Ontology annotation, biological process: hyaluronan metabolic process.